This is a messenger RNA of Vombatus ursinus (common wombat), 1430 nucleotides long. RefSeq names its product zinc finger protein 511 (gene ZNF511). The transcript is spliced from 4 exons. Lineage: Eukaryota; Metazoa; Chordata; Mammalia; Diprotodontia; Vombatidae. The record is from RefSeq and is a predicted model, not a curated record. Bases 99 to 968 code for a protein of 289 amino acids.
AAAAAGGUUCGUCGUAGAAAAAGGUUCGUCAUCGUCGCGGUGAGCAGGGCUCGGUCCAUAUCGCUGGUCGCGCCCUCCUCGGCCAUCUGCUCUCCAGGAUGGGAACCCUACGAGACACCCUCAGCACCCGAAGGGUGCCCGCCUACUGCUGCCACAUCGGGGGCUGCGAUCGGGUGUUCGACUCCCUGCCGGGCUACGUGCGUCACUACCAGACGCUGCACCAGAACGCGUGCUCCUUCUGCCGCCGCUCGUUCCCCUCGGACCAGCUGCUGGACAUCCACCUCCUGGAGCGCCACGGCACCGUGCCGUCCUCGCCCACUCGGGCGGCGGCCGCGCGCGAGCGCCGCCCCAUCCCCUUCUACUACCAGUGCCCGGUGUGGGGCUGCACCGACAAGUUCAUGAGCCCCGAGGAGCAGACGGACCAUCUGAUCCGUAUCCACCACUACCCGGCCCAUCUCUGGUUCGAUUCGUCCCCGGACAACCAGAGUUCCGGCCACCAGGGCUUGGCGGGCUUGGCGGGCUUGGCAUCCUCGGCAUCGGCCUCUGCGGGGUCCGCCUCUGGGGCUAAGGAUUCGGCCUCGGCCUCUGCAUCGGUGGCCUCUGCCGUCGCAUCGGCUUCUGUAGCCUUGGUCUCCCAGGUCUCUGGGCAGGGAGGAGCAAUCGGAGGGGACAGCUCCCAGGAUCCGGAGGAGGCCAUGGAGGAGACUGUGGAAGAGAUUGAGGACGAGGAGGAGCCCGUGGAUGAGGCUGAGGACGAGGCCGAGGAGGAGCCCAUGGGGGAGGAGGACAUGGGGGAGGACGAAGACGAUGCCGAGUCGGAGGCUGGCAGUGACCCCGACUCUCCCGACGAAGACAUCAUCAGCCUCAGAGGCCCUACAAUUGGCUUUGGCCCGGGUGCCGCUGCAGGAUAUGAUAGUCCAGAUACUGGAGGAUAUGAUAGCGCAGAGGAAAGUAAUGAGGAUCACUGAGCACCUGCAGGGCUGGGCUGCCACCUGGGGCCGUGAAGCAGGGCCCCUCUCCCCCUCCCCCCCACCCAGAAGCAUGUUUUCUGGGCUUUAGAGCAGCCCCUGAGGUGCACCGCCACACAGCGAUCGGCCUGGGGUGCUGCUUCCUUGGUCUUCAUUUAUCUCUGGAGCCCCUGACCAAACUGGGGGCCGGCCAAGCACCUCUUGGACCCGGCUGAGUCCAGCCCAGGCCUCUUCCCCUCUCCCUCCUUGCUCACUCCUGCUGGAGGACCCCUCGUCUGUCUGUGUGUUUCGUCUUGUCGUCUGUGCAGCACAGGCCCCUGGUGUGUGCACCAGGAAUCCCAGGAGGACGCUCGAGGCUGUUGCCCAGAGCAGCCAUGCCUGCUUUGGGCCCUCUUGUGGUACCUUCUAAGGGUCUGCUCCCUAACCCCGUGAACCUAAAUAAAGUCUGUGUAAGCAACCCCA